CUAAAAUCCACGAAGAAGAGAGGAAGUAACGUAACUUCCGUUGACGGUGGCUUUUUGUACGUCCGGCGCGAAGAACUUUAUUUUGGAAGAACGAUAAACAGAUAUUCCUGAUGAGUACAGCAGUGGAAAGUGGAGAAAUUAUCAUCCUCAGUGAUGAUGAAGAGCCUGAAAAUGAGGCCUCGGUUUUCAUCGUGGAGGUGGAAGAUGAGAAGAAGAAUGACUCUUUAUUGUCAACCAGCGCUCUGGAUGAAGACCUGGUUGUCACUUUCUCUCGUCAAGCUGAUGUGCUUCCUCAUGCGCGAUACGACUGUCCUGUACAUCCGUUCACGGCUACAGAUUAUGAGAUGAAUGCUCCUGUAGAAGGAAACCAACUCAUCUGCGAACAGUGUUUCUGCUACAUCUGUGACAAGCCAGCAUCAUCAUGUGAAUUGUGGUGUUACAGCGGUAUGUGUCACUGCAACAGCCACAAGAAGAGUGUCUUCUGGACCAAUCUCAGAAACUGCUCUCUACUUGGAGGCCUGAAGGCGUUCAACUUCACUCUGUCUGAAAUAGUUCCCUGCCUCCGACAAGCAGAAAAUAUGCUGCAGUGCUUCAGAGCAGAACUUUCUGCUAAGUUCUCCUCCUUCUUGAAUGGAAAGACAGCAAAAGAAUAUGGUCUGAACCAGGAGGGACGGGUGCACGAUUAUACGCCCGUGUACCAGUUUGUGUCAUCAUUCCUAAAUCAAGCGGACAAACAGGAAGCCAGAGCUGCGGCUGUCAUGAGACUGGGUGCUGCUGAGGACUUUAUGCGACAUUUUCCAGUCCCUGGGGAUAUGAUCUUUCUGUCUCCUAUGGGUAACACUGCUGAGGCCAAAAGGGUCUUACUACAGAGGGUCAUUUCCUCAGUUCAGAGGCAGAUGGUCAUGAUUUUUACGCCACAAUUCAACCAAAAACUGCAGGAUUUUUACAAGAGAAUCUCUUUCCCCCCUGAGAUGAAGAACAUGAAGAACAGCCUGAGUGUUCGUCCCUGGGAUGACGUCCUGCUGGUGUCUGUGCUGAAAGGACAGAAUGUCUCAGGUGUCCGCAAGGACAAAGGGAAGAAAGACGUCCUGAAUGAACAGAUGUCUGUUGUCCUGCUGAGGGCAGAGUUUCUACAGCAGCAGCGCAGGUACAGAGAGUUGUAUCGCUACCUCCGAGUCGUCCAGACCGAUGAUGCCAAUCUUUUCCAGCAGCUCCAAGACCUCAUCCCGUUCUUCAUGUGCAUGGAUGGAGACCUCACCUCAGCUCUGCAUGGUUUGCUGUUGGGCCACAUUUCCCGCUUCACUCCAGACCUUUUCCUUUUGUACCUCCGCAUCUUCGAGACGGCAUCUGCACCAAUCCAGAUGGUCAGUCAGCCUGCACAGCUCUGCUCUCCCCAAGCAGUUUGGAAAUCGAUUAAAGGUGCUGUACCUCUGAAGCGUGCUGAUCUCGUAAGAUUUGCUCUCAGGGUUCAGAGAUGCAAUGCUGCCGUUUUCACUGAUUCUCAGUGUUGGACUCAUUUGCUCACAGUCGUUAACUCGCCCUGUGGAUCCUCGUCCGGUCUCCCAGAACCCACCCCACAGUAUCUACACGAAUCAAAGGGGUUUGUGAAUUCAAUACUACUCGAUCAGUCUGCGGCCAACAUACAGAUCCCACGAUAUUUUCAGGAGGUGUAUCCAGAUCAGGCCUUGUUGCUGCUGGUGACAGGGGCGUUGUACUUGAGAAUCCUUAACGCUGCUUUGAUUCCAGUGCUCCCUGUGCUCAACACUUUUAAGAAUAAUGGGUGGGCUCUCCGGUGGUUGUGGGAGAGUCUGUCCUCCACUUCAGAUCGCUUCAACUCCUUCUUACAGGAGAUCACACAGGAAGUGGAAAACACAACAGAUGGAAUGUCGUUAGUCUUCGUGCGCUCCAUCAUAGUAUCCACAGUGUCAUCUUCAGAGCAGUUCUGGCACCAGUCGUGGACUGGCUGUUGACCUGCACACUGGCUCCAUCACCACUUGCUUCUAGCUGGAUCUCAUCGCUAAUGGAGAUGGAUCGGUGGAUGUCCUGAAACAAUUUGCACUCGCUCCAGUUGACAGUGAUGAGGAAACUGAAGUGACAGUAAUGUGUGAGCAUAAGACAACCGAUGACACCAGUUCAUUGCACACUGCCGAGACUCUAAACACAUUAUGUUUUUUUUUUCAACUAUACAGACACUUUAUAAUGCUGUCUCAUUGCUUCAUCGUCUGCUGAAGGUCUUACUGUUAAAUUUUUAAACCCUUUUUUUGGACAGCAACGAUCAUUUAGAAUAUUUUUCCAUAUAGUCACUUCUAUUACAAUGUUUAUUAUGUAACAGAAGACGACAAAUAAAACAUUCAAUGGUUCUGUAAAUUAGACAUUUGUGUUUGUGGUGGCUUUAAUGUCCCAGAGACGCAGAAAUAAUUUUUAAUUGAAGCGGGGUAUACAGUACGUGCAUUGAAAUGGGCUCAUAAAUGUAUUAAAACUGAAAUCCAGUGUCAAACAGCAGGAGACUGUUGCUCUGUCAUUUAUUAACCGUGGUUCAUAGUUUUGAUUCCUAAAGCAAUAGUGAGGCUCAAACAGUUAAAGCUGCAACAAUUAACUGGUGAUCUGAUA
Messenger RNA from Sphaeramia orbicularis (orbiculate cardinalfish), 2610 nucleotides. RefSeq lists its product as uncharacterized. The record is from RefSeq and is a predicted model, not a curated record. The transcript has 20 exons. Bases 111 to 1970 code for a protein of 619 amino acids. Lineage: Eukaryota; Metazoa; Chordata; Actinopteri; Kurtiformes; Apogonidae.